Aricia agestis (brown argus) is the source of this 2370-nucleotide messenger RNA. RefSeq lists its product as uncharacterized. The coding region runs from base 74 to 2017 and encodes 647 amino acids. NCBI's taxonomy places the organism in Eukaryota, Metazoa, Arthropoda, Insecta, Lepidoptera, Lycaenidae. The transcript has a single exon. Gene Ontology annotation, molecular function: protein kinase activity; ATP binding. The record is from RefSeq and is a predicted model, not a curated record. Gene Ontology annotation, biological process: protein phosphorylation.
UUAAAAGUUCGCGUGCUUUGUUUUCGUAAAAAUGUAAAAAAUAUAUUACAAAACAUAUUCAAUAUUUCGUAAAAUGUCCGAAAAACUAAAGGAAUAUCAAGUUCUUGACGUUUUCUCUGGUGGUACGUUCUAUAAAGUAAGACACAAGGUCACUAACAACAUAUUUGCGUGGAAGGCGUUUAAUUGUUCCGCGUAUUCUGAUGAAAAAAUUCAAAACGCUGUAAAUGAAGUGAAAACGAUAAGUAAACUUCUGCCUGGAAGUUUCCUGAGAUACUUCGACACAAUCCUUCACGACCCUACGAAGACUCUGUAUGUUGUUCUGGAGUACAUAUCAUGGCAAAGUGUACAGGACCUAAUAACCGUCUGCAAGUCUACCGAUAAGUAUUUCAACGAAAAUUUCAUUUGGUACCUUUUACUGAACGUAGCGCGAGCUUGUAAAAUUGUGGAGAACAACAAUUUCAUAGCUUUAAGAAAAUGCCUAAGAGCCGAAAGUAUAUUCGUCGAUCAUGACUGUGACGUGCGCAUAAAUGGUUUCGAGCUGUGUUUGGAAGAAAAUGGUGCGGAAAGUCUCAUGCAUCAGUUGGGAGCACUCCUGCACACGAUCUGCUACCUACCAGGCGCCUGCGACGAUAAAAUAAAGCAAUUCAGAUACAGUACCGAUCUUGUGGAUGUCAUCAGUUUUUUGAGGGAUGAGAAGAAUAUUGGCAUCAAGUCCGACGUGAUUAUUUAUCAUCCUACAGUGCUAGCCAAUACAGAUGGAAACUCAAGGCCUACAUCAUUUUCUGACAUUCUGUUGUCCGCAGACUACAAAGACUCAAGCUUUGAAGCCAACAAAUGUGACUCUGAGAAAGCAGUAGAGCUAUGUAAUAGAAUUGAGCCUAUGCCUAGGUUGAGCAUAUUUGAUAGUCCUAUUUACUGCAAUGUUAUCUCCAAGAAGGCAUAUGAAGAGGACAUUGAAGAAUCAAAAUCAGAGAGAAAUUCUUUAUCACCGACUAUUGCUGCAUUGGCCUUAGAAUUGCCAGGAUUUGUGCCUAGAAGUAGGAAACCAAUAUCUCAAGCUCUGUGCCAUUAUGAGGGUCCUAAGCAAAUUUCUGAGGAAACACUGAGUCACCAGUGGAUGGCUCGCAUGAUUGCUCUUAGACAAAGAGAGGAGUCACUGAAUCAACGAGAAAGGGAGCUCAUUGCAAAGGAAAUUGUAAACAGUCCGACUACAAAGUUGGUUCCUCAUAAUGACUCUCUAGAAGAAGAGUGUUUCAGUAGCAAUGGAAUAACUUUGCCAGAAGUUAUAACCCGAGCGAGUGAAGUUCAAAAUAAUUGGGUGUCAAGAAGGAGGCAGAGAAAAUCAAGCUCAGUAAGACCUAAAGGCAGAAGGAAGAGCUAUGCUUACGAGGACUUGGACAGCUCCCUAUCUGCAGAUACCGGUGACAGCAGCAUGAUUAUAACUGCUACAAAGUUUACAAAAGACAACAUGCCCAGAAGAAAUAUUUUUCCUGAGACUAGUACUAAGAAAGUUCACUUUACUUCUACAAACCCAUUUGCUGAAAGUGAUGAUAGUGUUACAUUAACAUUUUAUGAAUUAGAAAACAAUGUAGAAGAAAAAACACUUCCGAAAAGUACUGAUUGUAGAGAUAUUAAUAAGUUCAAGUAUUUAGACACAGAAAAAAUAAAUUCGGAAAAGAGAAGUGCAAAAAACUGGGCUCAUUCAUCACCUUCAAAGCAAGCUAAGAUAUCAGGUAAAGCUUUUACAGAUAUAACAAAUAGGAAGAAUAUGAGAAAAACUCCAUCCAAAUCAAGUUUAACAUCUAAAACUUCUAAGACAUCUUGUCCUAGUGAGUGGAGCAUUGACUCAGGCAGAGCAAGUGGUAUUUCUAAUCAGUCUGGUGGUAGUCUAGCAUCUAAACAGGCCCUUGCUCAAACACCAAAAGCUCCACCUGAAUUCAAGAAAACUAAAACCCGAAAAUCGCUUUUGCCAUUCAAAACUCCUUUUAAGUUUAGAUCUACUUCUACUAAAGUAUAAAGUUAAUUAUAUGCGAGUGUAAUGUAUUUUACACUUCUUACUUUGUUGCCAUGCAUAGCAAUUAAGAUUUUUUAAUAUUGGUACUAGCUAUAAGUUUGGUUGUGGAUUUACCUUGAUAACUUCUGUUUAAUCCUAUACUUUUGGAUUUUUUCUGUAAGAUUAUAAUAUAGAAUGUAAGAAAAUAACGGACAUGAACCCACCUUAACUCCUAGAUUUUAAAAAUUUUAUUAUAUUAUUGUCUAAGAUAUUAACAAUUUUAUUAGUUUAUAAGAGUGUAUAGAAUCUUUUCAUCCUUUUCAUAUUACAUUUUAGUCUCUUUGUCUUCCAGAGAAUUAAAUCGAUAGUAGUACAUA